AUGUGUCAUCAAUCUCCUGCUGCGACAGCUUUGGGUCUUGUAGUUACCAUAGGUGGGGUGAUGUUCGCUUUUUGGCAUAUCUGGAGUUUCGAUCGUGGUAGAUGUUUGAUUUAUCAUCGACGAGGAGCUUUCCGAUGGGUAAUCACUUGGAUGCUCAUCCUUUCCUUGAUUCUCUUUAUGAGUUGGGAUGGGCUCAACGUGUAUGUGAAAUAUACCGAAGGAUAUGCCGCUAUCCCGCUCUCGCCGACAGAGACCGAGAUCAUGCCCGUUCCGUAUCUACUGUGGUCCAAACGCAAGACAGCGCUCGUCCGUGCGGCUUACUACUGCAUGGCCAUCGGUUGGGCAUGUCUUCUUGCUAUACAUGGCGAAGAAACACUCUAUUGGAUGUACUUGAUCCGAGCUAUUCGUACUCGUGAUCCUAGAAGUUGGUUUCAAAGUUUACAAUUCAAAGUCUGGCUUGCAUGUGCUGCCAUUGGAUACGGAGUCAUGAUUGGUUGUACUCAAAUCAACCCUUCAGACCUCUUAUCAAUGGAAGAAAACCUCUUUUUAGCAGGAUCAAUUUCCGCUCUUAUCCUCAUGAUCAGUAGUUUUUGGCUCAUCUCCGUUUUCCCUGGUUUCAUCCGUGAAUCGAUUAAACAAGGUGCCAAUCCGGACGUCAUUGCAAGAUUACAAUAUUUCAAAGAACUCAAUACCGUUCGAACUUUCCUCAGAGCUGUUUAUUCAGUUGCUAUCGCUACACUUGCUUUUGAUGGAAAGACGAAACAUAGGUAUAUCAAUACCACUCCCUUCUGGUCCGAUAUGUUAUUCAUCAUUGGGAUGACCACAAUUUUCGCUAGCACAGCAAUCAGUAUAAUGAUCCUUCUCCCACGUUCAAUGGCACAUGAAGCGGGAGUUCAUAAACAAACCCCAGUAUUCGUUCAACAACAAAGAUACAAUAACGCUUAUCCACCUCAUCCAUAUCAAUAUCGUCAUGAUCCUGCUUCCGUAGAUUCGGAAUUGGCAACACCUACAACUGCAGAAUUUGCCUUUAUCGAUCCUUGGGGUGUAUUGAACGAAAGAUUGAAUUUGGAUAAAAUGGAAAUGACUAAAUUCGCCGAGAGUCAAAUUGAGAGUCAUGCCGUUAGUCAAACCAGUGAGAGGAUAAGUAUGCCGUUUUCUGCUCAACCUGGAGCGAGGAUUUUGAGGGAAGGAGAGGAAGUUGGAGAUAUACCAACUGCUCUUGAACACUUUGUCGCUCCAUUGGAUAACAACUACCGACAAGGUCCAGUCGACCUCAACAUCGUCGUCACUACUCAAACUGUAGUGGAGAAAGAAUGA
Messenger RNA from Tremella mesenterica DSM 1558, 1317 nucleotides. RefSeq lists its product as uncharacterized. The transcript has 7 exons. The record is from RefSeq and is a predicted model, not a curated record. The coding region runs from base 1 to 1317 and encodes 438 amino acids. Lineage: Eukaryota; Fungi; Basidiomycota; Tremellomycetes; Tremellales; Tremellaceae.